GUAUCGCUCCCCCCCCCUCCCCCGCCAAGCUGCACAGGUUCUAGGUUCAGAUACCCCUUGACAUAACUUUUGAGCUAUCUGGAAAAAUACUGGCCAGGAAAAAUGAUACAAUUUUUCCUCAUGGUGAAUAAACAAGGGCAGACCCGACUUUCUAAAUACUAUGAACAUGUGGAGAUUAAUAAGCGUACACUUCUAGAAACGGAAGUCAUAAGGAGCUGUCUCUCCCGAUCCAAUGAGCAAUGCUCUUUCAUUGAAUUUAAGGAUUUUAAGCUGAUAUAUCGACAGUAUGCAACUCUCUUCAUUGUGGUUGGAGUUAAUGACACUGAGAACGAGAUGACAACUUAUGAAUUCAUCCAUAACUUUGUGGAAGUUUUAGAUGAGUACUUCAGCCGCGUGAGUGAAUUAGAUAUAAUGUUUAAUUUGGAUAAAGUACACAUUAUUUUGGAUGAGAUGGUGUUGAAUGGCUGCAUUGAGGAAACGAAUCGGGCAAGAAUUCUUGCCCCUCUACUCAUUCUUGAUAAAAUGUCAGAAAGCUGAAUAAUGGAAGUCUCUGCCAGGCAACAUCAACUUGUGGAAGUGAGAAUGCCAUGGAAUACCUCUUUACAUCUGUAGCCCAAAAAGUCUGCAAGAC
Prionailurus viverrinus (fishing cat) is the source of this 631-nucleotide messenger RNA. Its product is annotated as AP-4 complex subunit sigma-1-like. The transcript has a single exon. The coding region runs from base 103 to 537 and encodes 144 amino acids. The record is from RefSeq and is a predicted model, not a curated record. Gene Ontology annotation, cellular component: intracellular membrane-bounded organelle. Lineage: Eukaryota; Metazoa; Chordata; Mammalia; Carnivora; Felidae. Gene Ontology annotation, biological process: vesicle-mediated transport; protein transport.